Messenger RNA from Mesocricetus auratus (golden hamster), 3139 nucleotides. RefSeq names its product tripartite motif containing 68 (gene Trim68). Gene Ontology annotation, molecular function: protein binding; zinc ion binding. The record is from RefSeq and is a predicted model, not a curated record. The transcript has 7 exons. Bases 132 to 1595 code for a protein of 487 amino acids. Lineage: Eukaryota; Metazoa; Chordata; Mammalia; Rodentia; Cricetidae.
GUGGGCGGGCCCUGGAGCUCGGCGGAAGCCGCCCGGUGCCGCCUCUGCCUAGGCUGCCGCUGCCUGCUGCUGUGGUCGGCCGCUUCCCGCAGUCUUCAUUCCUGUUCUGAGACUGUUUAUCAGAUGGAACCAUGGAUCCUGCAGCAUUAGUAGAAGCCCUUGUGGAAGAAGUGAACUGUCCCGUCUGCAUGACCUUUCUCAGGGAGCCUGUGAGCAUCAGCUGUGGCCACACUUUCUGCCACAGCUGUCUGUCUGGACUCUGGAAGGUCUCGGGAGAAUCCCAGGAUUGGGGUUACACCUGUCCCCUCUGUCGAGCUCCUGUGCAGCCAAGGAAAUUACGUCCCAAUUGGCAGCUGGCCAGCGUUGUAGAUAAGGUCCGUCUGCUAGGGUUCUGUGCAGAAAUGGGACUGAAGACUGAUGUGUGUACUCUCCACAAGGAACCGCUGACAAUGUUCUGCAAAGAGGAUGACGUGGUAACCUGCAAGGCCUGUAGCCAGUCCUCAGAGCAUGGAGCCCACAGUGUUGUGCUCAUAAAGGAUGUUGCCUGGGAAUAUAAGUGGAAACUCCAGGAGGCUCUGGAACUUCUCAGGAAAGGACAGGAAGAAGCCUGGAAGCUGGAUGUCAGUGAGAAGGAACAAGCUGCCAGCUGGAAGACACAGAUGGAAAUACGAAAGCAGAGCAUCUCAUGGGAGUUUGAAAAAUACCGGCAGUUAUUAAAGGAAAAAGAGCUGCCAUGGGAGCGGGUGGAAGAGGAGGCAGCUGCAGCUCAGGCUAGUCUAGAGCAGGAGAGGAGAGAGACAGCGAACCAACUGGAGUUGAGGCACGGGAAGAUCAUCCAGCAGAGCCAGGACCUAUGGAGGAUGAUGGUGGAGCUGGAAGAGAGAUCCCAGAGACCUGUGCGCUGGAUGCUGCAAGGCAUUCAGGAAGCCUUAAACAGGAGCAAAUCUUGGAGCUUGCAGCAGCCAGAGCCAAUCCCCUUGGAACUAAAGACAGAUUGUCGUAUACCAGGACUAAGAGAGAUCCUGAAGACAUAUGCAGAUCCAGCCACAGCUUACUCCCGCCUUGUCGUAUCCAAGGACAGAAAAAGUGUGCACUAUGGAGACACCCAACAGAACCUGCCUGACAAUCCUGAGAGGUUUUACCGCUAUAACAUUGUCUUGGGCAGCCAGUGUAUCUCCUCAGGCCGGCACUAUUGGGAGGUAGAGGUUGGAGACAGGUCUGAAUGGGGCCUGGGAGUAUGUAUGGAAAAUGUAGACCGGAAGGAGGUGGUCUAUUUAUCCCCCCACUAUGGCUUCUGGGUGAUAAGGCUGAGGAAGGGAACAGAGUACCGGGCAGGCACUGAUGAAUACCCCCUCUUGCCCUUGUCAGUCCCUCCACACCGAGUAGGAAUCUUCCUAGAUUAUGAGGCCCAUGAUAUCUCCUUCUACAAUGUGACUGAUGAUGGCUCCCACAUUUUUACUUUCCCCCAUUAUCCCUUCCCUGGCCGACUCUUGCCCUACUUUAGUCCAUGCUACAGUAUUGCUGCCAACAACACCACUCCCCUCACCAUUUGUUCCCUGGUUGGGGAAGAGAGGAGAGAUACCAUUCUAAGCUAAUGUUGGAAUUUGGCCUGGUACACAGGACUGCUGGAGGGUGCUUCCAUUAAUAAGCAUACCCCUGAACCCAGCUUAGAACCUAGAGACUCCUCUACCUGACCUCAUGGUAUCUUGCCAUUAGACCAAACUGUCAGUACCUCUCACAGAAAAGCAAUCCAGUCAGAUAAGUGUUGUGAUCCAUGAUAGAAACAUAACAGAGACGAUGGGCUUUGUCCACGCUGGAGGUUACAGCUCCUCACUGGUUCCAUAAAUAAGUGUGUGCCAGUGAUGAUAUGACUGCAUGCUCCAGAAAAUCUUUGAAAUAAUGUUUCCAGCGAGACAAAAUAAUAAUGCACCGGUCCAGAGCUGAUUGCCAUGGAGAAAGGGUGCUUCACCUGAGAUUUGCUGUUACCAAACAAACCCUAAGCCCCAGACUUGAGAAACACACAGUCUGUGUGUCUGUGCUCUCCGAGUGCAGAGCGCAGAUCUCACCCAGGAUAGCUAGUGCAUCACCUCCCUGAGCUUAGGGGCAAGUCUGUGUCCUGGGACUGUCUUUUCUCUAAGGGGCAGGUCAGAAAAGUUGGGGGCCUUAGUUUUUAUUUUCACUUUAUGGAUGAGGAAACUGAAACAGCCUUAAGUUGUUCCUACAGGGAUUGGGGAGGUAAGAUUUUAAAGGUUAUAAAUGGUUUUCACAUUUACAUGAAACAAAGUAGACAAGUCACAGAUCACAAAGCCCAGUGACUCGUUACAUUCAGGUCUGAAACGUGCUUGAGAGGAUUUGGGUGACCACUUUGGAAAAGUGGCUCUAAUCUGGCUUAAAAUAACAUGUCCUUCUACCUCACCAGUUCUUGUAAAGUCACAGGACCCAUCCCAUACUUUUGUUCUCUGUAGAGAAGGGAGGGCAUUGGAUUCUGCAUGUGGCAACCAUCCUCCUUUGCCACAUGCAGUCAGAACCUUCGUGGCAGCACAUUUCUUCCUUAUGGUCCCUCCCAACAGUUUACAGCCCUUUAAACAAAAACAUAGCCAUGCCACACUGUGUCACAAGGGUACACUGACAUGUGGCCACAGAGCUGUGUUGUAGAUCUGAUUACAUGUGUUUGUCUCUGGGUUAGAGUGAGGUCUAUAACCUCAAAAUAGAAAGCAAAAUAAUAGCAAGGAAGAAGACAUAAAGUCAUCGGAAAGGAAGGAAAGCCCAUCCAGCAGCUAGUUGGUGUUAAAUUACAACCUUCUGAUGCCACCAGGGAGAUCUACAUGGUUCUUGUAAUCAUGCAUAACAUUCUCUUUAAGGUAUAGGAGAGAAAAAUGUGUGGAGAGAAUCAUACUAAACAAAAGCCAACUUAGGAGUCAGAUGAAAGGAAUAAUGAAAGGGAAGUAAAAUUGUAUAGUGAACUGUUGUUAUGUCAGGGAAAGUUGUACAAAAAUAGCCCACAAGUGACAAGGUUGGUAAGUGACAAAAAUUGGCUCUGUCUAUGGGAAGGGACCAAUUGUGUGUUGCUCCCAUGUUCCCAAGUUUGUAUUCUAUUGCACAUACAGGUUAAAUGAAAUUAUUAAACAUAUCGAACUAU